AUGGAAGUCGGGAGCCGCGUCCUCGUGGUCGGCGGGAAGACGGGCGUCGUCCGCUUCAUGGGUACGACAGACUUUGCCCAAGGGGAAUGGGUCGGUAUUGAGUUGGACGGCCCGGACGGCAAGAACGACGGCGAAAUCAAUGGUGUGCGAUACUUCACGUGUGAGCCGCUCUACGGCCUGUUUGCCAAGAAAUCGCAAGUGCGGUUGGCGCGAGUGAGUCUUGGAUACGGCGCAGCCAACCCCAUGGCCACGUCGUCAACUACUAGCCGAUUGCAGCAGAUGCGCGACAAGCGGACGUCAUCGUCUACCAACUUGAUUCCGCCCUCCACGACGACAGGUGCUGCUGGGACCAAGAAAACAAUCCCCAAAGUCGACUCGAGUCCCAAGCUUGUGUCAUCAGCGUCGAGUGUUAAGUCCCCCACGGCAAACAAAGCAUCAGCUCGGUUGUCGGGCGUGUUGUCGCCUACUGCAGCAUCAUCUGCAUGCAAAGAUGCCCCGAAUACCGUUGAUGCUGACAUGAUCACGUUGGAAUUACAGGAAGCAAAUGCCAAGAUCAAUGCGCUGCAGGCUGAGCUGGAAGCGAAAGCUGCACGCAUCACAGACUUGGAAGCGGACAUUGUUCAAGCAACGGCGCAACUCGCCGAGGCGACUGCCUCGAUGGCGCUGCCUGCCACUGUGGCCGAGGGCACGCCUGCAGUCGCCAUUCCACCGCCGAUCGUCCACACCGAAGACAAUCUUCCGACAUCGCCACGAGCCAUGUACGAAGAGAAACUACGGUCCCUCCGCGACGAGGGUAUUGCUCUCGCCGCGAAAAUGCGGCGUGACAUGGAGAUCACGGUGACCAAGAUGGAAAAAGAAUGGGAGGACAAGGAAGCGCACAUGCUCGUAACUUUGGAAGCGGCAGAGGCGCGUGCCGCAUCUCUGGAAAGCGAAGUCGUGGGUUUGCGCUCUCGAAACUCGGCGCUCGUUGCCGCCGAACAUGCCCGCGCCGAGGAGGUGGCGCAGUGGACGGCAAAGCUCGGGGUCGUCCAUCGCAAAGUGGAGGCGCAGGCGGCGACGAUUGCCGACCUCCAGGACGUUGUCGAGCUGCUCACGCUGGAGAAGGAAACAUUGGCGAUGGACAAAGAAAUUGCAGAAGAACGGAUCGACGAACUGGAAGCGCAAGCCGCGACCGCCGCAAUCGUCCAGCAGAAUGCGUUUUCCACCACAGCAGCGUCGUCGUUUACCGACGGAAGCGCGUCCGCCGUCCAAGAAGAGAACGCAAAAUUGCGCCAAGCAUUGCUGGCCAUGCACGAGCGAUACACGGAUGAAAAAUCCACCUUGACGAAGGAGCUGAGAGACGCCACUAAGCUCGUGAACGAACUGUCUCGGUACCGCGACGAAGUCGAGAAUGUGAAUGCCAAGUACACGGCUGCGACCGCCGCGAUCGAAGAGCUCAAGGAGAGUUUGGACAUGGCCAGUGCGUACGAAUCGAUGGUGGAGACGUUGACCGAGACCAACUUGGCGUUGGGUGACGAGGUAGCUGACUUGAAGACGUCGGUUGCGUCGCUCGAGUCGCUCAAGGAAAUGAGCGACGAAAUGGAGCACCAGCAUGACAUGUUGGCGAAGGCGCUGCAGGAAGAGCUGGGCGCGGCCAAGCAAAAGGUGGCGGACCUCACCGCCGCCGCCGCCAUCGCUGCCACUACGAUUGAAGACAAAGACCGCACGAUUUUGCGGUUCCGCGACGUCGUUGCCCGCCACCGCGACGAAGUUGCAGCAUUGCGCGAAAAACUCCGCAUGGAAGCUGGCGAACUCGAAAGCAUGAAGGACACUACCCAGAGCAUCAUGUCGCAAUCGAUGCAGCUCCGUCAAGCGUUGCAAGCGGCGCAAGCCAGCAACAUGGACGCCAACCGACAGAAACUCGCCGCUCAGGAAAUGGCGCUAGAGCACGACUGGUGGCAAACUCUUGUGCCGAUCGGCGUGCUGCAGGACGCUGAUCGCCGCCAGUUGGCUGUGCGCAAGAUGGCCCUUCGUGUGACGACCAAGAGUUGCUGGCUCUUGGAAAUGCUGGCACCGGCCGUCCUGGAGCCACGUUCGUCAAGCACAACCACAUACGCCACCGAAGGCGACGUCGCAGAAGCCUCAGAGAAGGCCCAACCUGCAAGCAACCACAGCCACGAAGCGGCGACUGCGCUCGCGUUGUGGAAACUGCGGCAAGGAAUGAGCCACGUCACACGGCAACUGCACGCUACCACGGUCGACACCAAGUGGCAAGAGUUGCUGCUGUUGCUGGACAACUCAUGGGCUCAAGUCGAUGCGUUGCUCGAUGCCGCGUUGCAAGAGUGGGCAGCAGAAGGGGCGUUAAGUCCUGGACACGACCUGCAGCCAGGGGUCGGCGCCCGCCUUGUCCAUGCCGUCCACGAGUGGCUGCGGCUCGUCGGACCCAAGUUGGAGCCGCUAAGUGCUGUCAACGCCGUCACGGUUGGCAGCGUCAAGUUGGUCUUGCAAUCGCAAUCGUUUCAAUUGGCGUUGCAAUGCACGGCAUUGGGAGACGAUGGGCUGCGCGCCGCUGUGUGGCAGCUCUACUCGCGUGUGGCCGCCGAGCUCAAGGAUGCCACGUCCCCCGACGUGCUCGACAACGGCACUACCCACGACGACGUCCCGCUGGGUGCCAACCACACGUUGGUCGAUCAAUUGAAUGUGUUGGUUGCGUACAGCAAGUCGGUCACGUCGAUCCCGCCCUUUAUUGAACGCGUCAACGAGUGGACAAAACAAGUUACCAAGGGCGGGCUGUUGGAUGCAUUGGCCGUUGAUCCAAAGCGUCCCGACAAGCCGGUGCUCGUGCCAUUGCACGAGUUGCGCGCAGAGCAUAUUCGCACCGACCUGGCCCAUGCGGCGUCGUUGCUCGCGGCCAUCGAAGAAACGACGGAAGUGUGCCACAAACUCCAAACCCGCGUCAAAGAAAUGGAAAAGGCCGACAGUCAUGCCCGGAUGGUCAUUGCAAAGCACGAAGCCGACAUCGCUCGCCUCGACUCUGAACGCCUCGGCCAAGUCGAGAUGGCUCGGAAGCUCGCCGACCAACUCGAAACCGAACGAGCCCAAUGCGACGCGUUGCUCACGGAGCAGCACAAGGAACGCGCGGCACUCGAAUCCGCCAACCGUUCCCUUCGCAAGUCGCUGCGCCGUGUCAGUGACUUGAAUGUCAAAACAAGUCCGUCACAGGACGCGAGCACCGCCGAUCCUGCGUGUUCCAGUGCGGUGGCUCAGCCAAAUAACACCGCCAGCAACAAGGCGUUGCACGUGCUACACGAGCAGCUUCUCGCUGCUCGAAUCGAGUUGGCAUUGGCGCGGCUUCCACCUGUCAACGUGCCCAAGCGGUUGGAGUCAUCGGGGCACGAAAACGCUGGAUUGACUGCUUGUUCCAUGGAGGUCGCCGCACUGACGACCAAGGUGUUGACGCUCAGUGCCUUGCCCGAGUUGGUCGAUCUCUCCAAGACCAACUGUACCAACGACGACGUCAAGGUGGCCCAAUUGCUCCGGGAAUGCCAUGCUGUCAAGGCCAAGGUGUCUGAAACACUGGCGGGCAUGCAUGCCGAUGUUGGCGCUGCUGUCCGCGGGGGCGAAGUGUUCUUCACAGGGCGCAGCUGCGACCCUCGGCCUCAAGACCACGCGUUUCAAACCAAGAACCCGGUCGGUCGACUCUGGUUCGCUGGCCAUGGCACGGAUGGACAUUCGAUCCGAGGGGGGCGCGUCGUCCCGGUCGUGCUCAAUGCGGCCGAGAUGCGCCUCUUGUCGAGGGCGAUUACCCUGGCGUAA
Aphanomyces invadans is the source of this 3795-nucleotide messenger RNA. RefSeq lists its product as hypothetical. The record is from RefSeq and is a predicted model, not a curated record. The transcript has a single exon. Bases 1 to 3795 code for a protein of 1264 amino acids. Lineage: Eukaryota; Oomycota; Saprolegniomycetes; Saprolegniales; Verrucalvaceae.